ACUCCUGUUCUAUCAAUUCCUUCGUCUGUCAAAAUUGUACCCAAAGUACAAAAGUCUUUGCAAGUUUUUGUCGAAAAUGAUGCGAUUUGUGCUGGCAGGUUGUCUGCUCUUCUUCGUAGCUCUUCGAGAAACAUCAGCGGACAAUGCAACGAUUCCUGUCGUACUCUGGCAUGGAAUGGGUGACAGCUGUUGCAAUCCACUGAGUAUGGGGUCCAUCAAAUCUAUGGUGGAAAAAUUAAUUCCUGGGAUUUAUGUCCGAUCAUUGAUGAUUGGCAGCAAUGUUAUAGAGGACACUGAGAAUGGAUUCCUCAUGAAUGUGAACAAACAGGUUGACAUGGUUUGUCAAAAAUUGUUGUCAGAUGAUAAACUUAAAAAAGGUUACAAUGCUAUGGGAUUUUCACAAGGCGGGCAAUUUCUCCGAGCAGUUGCUCAAAGAUGUCCUUCUCCUCCAAUGCUGAAUCUUAUUAGUUUUGGUGGCCAGCAUCAAGGUGUUUUUGGACUACCUCACUGCCCUGCUUCGAAUUCAACUCUCUGCGAAUAUGUCCGUAAAUUACUUGACUAUGGCGCUUACAUAAGCUGGAUUCAAGAUCAUAUCGUUCAAGCCGAAUAUUGGCAUGAUCCCCUGAAAGAGGAGGAAUAUAAGGCAAAGAGUGUAUUCUUGGCCGACAUCAAUCAAGAAAAGGAGAACAAUCCAAAAUACAAAGAAAAUCUCAUGAAACUGAAAAAUUUUGUCAUGGUCAAAUUUUUACAAGACACAAUGGUGAUUCCCAAGGAAUCUGAGUGGUUUGGCUAUUACAAACCAGGUCAAGACAAGGAGCUUUACACCUUGCAGGAAAGUCCGCUUUACCAGGAGGACUUGCUCGGUUUGAAAGAAAUGGAUAUGGCAGGAAAACUACACUUCCUUGGAGCUGAUGGGGAUCAUUUGCAGUUCUCCCAGGAAUUUUUUGAGACCAAGAUUCUGCCAUUUUUGAAGUGAGUAGAAAAGCUCAAGACAUUAAACAAAUCACAUAGGCAUGUUACCUGGAAGACUGAGCCAUUCAUAAGUG
This is a messenger RNA of Dendronephthya gigantea, 1046 nucleotides long. Its product is annotated as palmitoyl-protein thioesterase 1-like. The coding region runs from base 77 to 976 and encodes 299 amino acids. NCBI's taxonomy places the organism in Eukaryota, Metazoa, Cnidaria, Anthozoa, Malacalcyonacea, Nephtheidae. Gene Ontology annotation, biological process: protein depalmitoylation; receptor-mediated endocytosis. The transcript has 11 exons. The record is from RefSeq and is a predicted model, not a curated record. Gene Ontology annotation, cellular component: lysosome. Gene Ontology annotation, molecular function: palmitoyl-(protein) hydrolase activity.